Messenger RNA from Suncus etruscus (white-toothed pygmy shrew), 1349 nucleotides. It is a transcript of the gene RGS19, whose product is annotated as regulator of G protein signaling 19. The transcript has 6 exons. The record is from RefSeq and is a predicted model, not a curated record. NCBI's taxonomy places the organism in Eukaryota, Metazoa, Chordata, Mammalia, Eulipotyphla, Soricidae. Bases 365 to 1021 code for a protein of 218 amino acids.
GGGUCGGGGCUCCGAGCAGGGCCGCACCCCGAGGGCUCGGGCGGGCCUUGGAGGGUCCACGUGGACCCCGGAACUGGCAGGGGGCCCCUGCGCGCCCGUGGGGGAGGGGAGGGGGCGCCGGCGCGGUUCCCCUUUUUGCGCCGCGCGCGCAUCCUGGGGAAGUAAGUGCCCGCUCGCUCGCUCGCAGGAGGGGCCGGAAGAACCCAGGUUUCGUGCACCCCGCCGGGGAGGGCCUAAGCGUUCCCCCUGCGCGCCCCCCAAAAUCCCUGCGCCCCCCUGGACCCCUCGCCCCCGGGCCCCCGGUGAGUGGACACCCCUGUCUGUGGUAAGGGUCCCGGAACCAGUGCCACGGAGCCACCCAUCCAUGCCUACCCCACAAGAGGAGAAGCAGCAGCACCCUGGGCCAGAGGAAGCGGCCCAGCCCCCGUCCAUGUCCAGUGAUGCUCGCCCACCGCCAGCGGCCCCCAGCCGCAACCCCUGCUGCCUAUGCUGGUGCUGCUGCUGCAACUGCUCCUGGAAUGAAGAGAGACGCCGGGCAUGGCGGGCCUCCCGCGAGAACAAACUCCAGCCCCUACCCAGCUGUGAAGCGUGUGCCACCCCAAGCCCGGAGGAGGUGCAGAGCUGGGGACAGUCCUUCGACAAGCUGAUGCACAGCCCGGCGGGCCGGGGUGUGUUCCGCGAGUUCCUGCGCACCGAGUACAGCGAGGAAAACAUGCUCUUCUGGCUGGCCUGCGAGGAGCUCAAGGCGGAGAACAGCCAGCAUGUGGUGGACGAGAAGGCGCGGCUCAUCUACGAGGACUAUGUGUCCAUCCUGUCCCCUAAGGAGGUGAGCCUGGACUCGCGUGUCCGAGAAGGCAUCAACAGGAAGAUGCAGGAGCCGUCGGCGCACACGUUCGACGACGCGCAAACGCAGAUCUACACGCUCAUGCACCGGGACUCCUACCCCCGCUUCCUCAGCUCUCCCACCUACCGAGCCCUGCUGCUACGCGGGGACUCCCCCGCAGCUGCCAGCGAGGCAUAGUGGCUGCCGGGACACCCACAGCGAGGCUGUGCCCAGGCCUGCUGCCCUGAAGCUGCAGGAGGCACCCAGCAACUCCUGGGGGGAGCCCCUCCAUGACAGCCUGGCAGCCCCAGGGACCCACCUGCCUGACUCAGGCCUCCUCCCCGGCGAAUGGGCCUUGGGAACCCCCUGGUGGAGAAAGGACCGCAGUACUGUUCAGCUUUGUGAUGGGGACACCCUGCGGCCUGAGCUGCAACCCAGGGCCCGAGACAAGCCACGGGACCCAGCUGACUUCCUGUCUCCACCUUCACGCUGUUGUUUUAUCAAAAGAGAAAAGUUUUCAGAUCUC